Molecule: messenger RNA, 876 nt
Organism: Sitodiplosis mosellana (orange wheat blossom midge)
Lineage: Eukaryota; Metazoa; Arthropoda; Insecta; Diptera; Cecidomyiidae
Exons: 5
Coding region: 163-876 (237 amino acids)
Source: RefSeq, a predicted model, not a curated record
GUGGUUCACCCGUGGAGCGAGUAGUAGUUCUUGUUCAUAUUUAGAUAAAUAUUGAAAUCGAAUAUCCACCGCUGUUGGCCGCUUCAUUUGUUCAAACUUGACCGAAAUAAUCAGUUCGUUUGGACUAACAGUGUAAUUGCUGAGCUGUGGUGUAAAUCAACUAUGGAUACUACUGCGGGCGCUCAAAGGAUAAAAGCCAUUCUAUUAGUUUUGGCUAUUGUUGUUGUGCACAGUGUGUGUUGCAUUGAAAACUUUGACCAAAAUAUUGCUGCGAGCGAUUCAAUCACGAGUUCAACACAAAAUUCGAGGCAAAAUGAACGAGAAAUCAAUUCAACAAAAGUAUUGUCUCGACGCAAACGCUAUGUGGCAUUUCCAGAGGGUUCAUCGUUCUCGGUCGCGUUUUGUGCUACAAUUGGAAUGAUUGGAAACCCGGAAUUGGACUAUAUGAGCUGGGCUUUGAAUUGGGGCCUCGCGUACGAUUUACCAAACGAAACAUGGAUUAUACAGCAUCGAAACGAAAAAUUACCGAAACCAUUGGUGCAGCGGCGCCAUCGCCGUGAUUUGUACAACCGAUUGGAAAUUGCCAUAGACAACAUGGGUUACAGCGGUCGUCAGUGUAUUUUACGUGCGCUUUGUGAGAGUGCUCAGUACUUUUUUGGCAAAGGAACUAAUAUGGUCGAGGAAUUGAUUCGCAUUGUGUUUACGCUGCCUGAUACCAAAGUGCUGCCAUUCGAACACAAUGACUUACAUGAUUACGAUCGUGCACAUCGAAUGGGCAAAAACAAUGUUUAUUGUUCAUCAGCGUUUCGUGACUGUAGCAUCUCGUUAAUUGAAUUGGCGUUGGGACGAUAUGCAAAACCGUAUAAUUUCAUGUAG